Messenger RNA from Mercenaria mercenaria, 564 nucleotides. Its product is annotated as mediator of RNA polymerase II transcription subunit 22-like. Gene Ontology annotation, cellular component: mediator complex. Gene Ontology annotation, biological process: regulation of transcription by RNA polymerase II. Lineage: Eukaryota; Metazoa; Mollusca; Bivalvia; Venerida; Veneridae. Gene Ontology annotation, molecular function: transcription coregulator activity. The transcript has 4 exons. Bases 127 to 546 code for a protein of 139 amino acids. The record is from RefSeq and is a predicted model, not a curated record.
AAAGGGUCGUUUCCGAUAUCUAGUCAAACUCAUUUGUAAACCAGUUUAAAAGAGAAUUUGUCGUAAGGAACACACCGUUAAAUCGUUUAAUGCUCUAUUUUAUAUUCAGUGGACACCUGAACUGUGAUGUCUCAGAGAGCUAUACCACAGAGUAAAGAGGCACUGCUCAAAUCCUACACUCUGCGCCUUAAAGAGGAUGUCAAGUCUAUGCUAGAUAAUUAUACAGAAGUUAUUAAGCUUGCAAGAGUAGAAGAGGAAAGUCAGCUAUCUCGGGCGACACAGGCAGAACAGGACCAGUAUGAAAUGCAAGUUCGUGCUGCAAAUAUUGUGAGGGCUGGUGAAUCUUUGAUGAAACUUGUUUCUGAUCUCAAAAUCUUUCUAAUAUUGAAUGACUUCCCAUCAGUGAAUGAAUCGAUCACAAAUAAGACAACUUUAUACAAACACAUGCAGAAUGAACUAGAUGCCAAGUUACUCAGCUUGCGGGAUGAACUUGCCACUGACCUUUAUGAACUAGAGGACGAAUACUACUCAUCAAACUAUAAAUAGAUCUGAAAUACACAGUUG